This is a messenger RNA of Danaus chrysippus (African queen), 1371 nucleotides long. The record is from the annotation of a GenBank genome assembly. NCBI's taxonomy places the organism in Eukaryota, Metazoa, Arthropoda, Insecta, Lepidoptera, Nymphalidae.
AUGAUCUUAUUUUACUUACUUUGUAUUUUUUUAAAGUGUGUUUACUGUCAGCAUUCUAAUGGACUUCACGGUGGUCCUAUAGAAGCCGAGUGCUUGUCGUUUAUGAGUAGAGAACGGAUAUGGGUUCCUGUGGCGUUAGACGAAGUCAUCGGACCGAUGGGUGGUCCUAGUAACAACCCAAUUAGUUUAGCAAGACACCAUAUUAUACCCGUAAGGACUCUGAGAAGUUUCUUUGAUACAGCAGUUAGAGAAAAUCAUGAAGGAAACGUUGAAUUGACUGGUCUUAUGAGUCUUAUGGGAUUUCUUUCUGAUGAUGCUCUAAAUCAGUAUAGAGAUACCAACGCACUUGAGGAUUUUAUAAGAUCAGAUCUAGAAGAAAUGAGACAAUUACAAAUGUAUUAUAUUGAUCAAGAAUUUGAAUUUAACAAUCCACCCGUGGACAUUUUAUUUAGUGCAAGUUAUUUGGUGCGUUCAGUAUUUCAGUGGAUUCCUUCUAACAUAUUUAUAGGUCCGGCUCCGCAACUGAGAUCCGACGAUCCUGGAGAUGCUUUUGAAGUUGACUCUAGAUACAUUGUAGGUGAAGAAGACUUUCGACGUUUACGGACAAUUAAUAAUAUGAUGGAGCGCUAUGUUCAAACAAGAGAGAGGGCAACGUUUAAUGAAAUAAUAGAGCUACUUGCCACAAUGUCGCGUGACAGAGAUGUAGCUUAUCCAUUCAAUCGUUCACAAUGGAUAUAUGAAAACAAUAAAUAUAGAAUUAAUAAGAAUAACCACGAUCAUGAAACACGGGUAUCGGAUGAUGUGACUUUAGUAGGUAGUGAUCCAUAUUGUUUGAAACCUUUAGAACUAAUUAAAAUGAGUAUGCAUCAGGAAAAUCUAAUAAUAGUAUCUGAAGUACUUGAUAGAGCUAUAAAGCAUAAAGGGUUUUAUAGCAAAGACUAUGGUUCUUGGAAGGAUUGGUAUGCUGAUUCUUCUUGGGCAUUCGGUAUUUUCAACGAUGGUCUCAGUAUGGCCGGUCAAGGAUGGGUUUAUGAUCCAUAUGGAUAUAAGUUUAAUGAUAAUUCUUUUGUUGUUGGCAUUCUCGGUACAGAUGCGAGGGGUAAAAGUGAUAACUGGGUUAAUCUAGCUCACGAUUUUCGGGAUACGAAAGAUAAAAAACAAUAUGCGGGGCAAGUUUUCUUUGAUAAAAACGGCCGACCUGUAGCUAUAGUCAUUACAUCAAUAGCAUGGGCACAAGUAGGUUCUGGGUGGUCCUUUGUUUACAAUAAUGAAAAAUGGGAGUAUGAGAGCACUGAUUCAUGGGAUGAAAGAAGGUUUGCUGGUAGAACCGAGUCCCUUGAUACUACUGCUCCUAAAUUUGUGACGUCAUAG